AUGGGCUCGCCCGCGCAGCCCCUCUCGCACAUGCGACUGCCCGCGGGCGUUGAAGCGCUGGACGUCGCUCUCCUGGCCGCCCGGGGCACGCCCUCAGGAGGGAUGCACGGCGCCCUACGCCCGUACAGCGUUGCUUACAGGCCCCAGGGGGUCCAUCUGCGGCGUCCUUCAGGGCUCGUUGGCGCAGGGCGGCGCGAUCGGCCCAUCGAUCGCGCAGGCUGCGUCGUUUCGCGCGGGCACCUGCAGCGCGGGGCCAGCGUGCCGCGCAGAGCGGAAGCGCCCGUGACCAGAGGCGUGCCGGCAGGCUACGACGCCGAUCCGGACGUGCUGGAGUACUUCGUCGACAGGGGCGUCGCGGGCCCCGCGACGCUGCGCGCGGAGGUGAGGGAGUUGCCCGGCGUCGGGCGGGGUCUUGUGGCCGUGGAAGACAUCGCGCCGGGCGAGCUGAUCUACUCCGUGCCGUACGAGCACGCCAUCGUCGUGGACGACCCGCCCCCGGACGAGUCGGACACGCACUGGGCUCAUAUUCUCGGCUUUGAGUUGUUACGACGCUUGCGGGCGGAUGUGGAGGCGGAGGGCGGGGCGGCCUCGAGCCCGUGGGCGCGCUCGCUGCCGCAGACGAUGGUGAUCCCGGGCGCAGCGUUCGGCGAGGUCGAGGACCUCCCCACGCCCGAGGGCGAGUUGCCAUGGCCACGCGCCUCGCACCUCGCGGACCCUGCUUUUCACGAAAAGCGCGGACCGGAGAAGCCUCUCGCCAGGGAGGGCGCCGACAUCCUCCGCCAGACCUCGCGCAUGGCAAAUGUGUCGCACUUCUCGGAUCUGACGCUCAUUAGCGACGCGCUGAUUUCGGGCGGGGUGCUGGACGAGCGAACUGUGUGGACGCUGACGGGCGUUCUGAACCCCGAGCCCGUGCUCGGGUGGGCGGUCGCGCUGGCGCUGAGCCGCGCGUUCGUCCCGCCGAGCGACGUGCCGCGGCACGUCAUUCUGCCUGGUAUCGACAUGGCCAACCACGCCCGCGAUGCCAACGCGGCGGUGAGCCUGGUGUGGGGCGUGAAUCACAGCCAGGGCGUCGCGGCGACGCAGGAGAUCGCCGACGUCGCGGACGGCGAGGACGCGGCGGAGUUCCGGCUCGUCGCGGGCCCCGGGGGCGUCAAGAAGGGCGACGAGAUCACCUUGUGUUAUCACACGGCCUUGUGGGCGGAGGAGUGGGAUUGGACGUACGGGUUCGUGCCCCCGGAGGCCGUGCCUGACCAGCGGCCGCGGCUGCCUGGGCGGCCGACGUGGUUUGUCCAGUACCAUGUCACAGGCCCUGCGAGGCGGCGCAAAGAACGAGAACGAAAGAGGAAGAAAGAUGAGCGACGGAGGAUCGCUGAGAGGCUCAGGGAGGUGGCUGCGCGUACGCGGGGAUGA
Messenger RNA from Pedinophyceae sp. YPF-701, 1410 nucleotides. The record is from the annotation of a GenBank genome assembly. Lineage: Eukaryota; Viridiplantae; Chlorophyta; Pedinophyceae.